AUGCUAAGUGUCUACCGUGAAACUUGCCAGCUGCUGGGCAGCCAGGUCUUCCCCUGGCAGAAAUUGAGCCUGUGCAGCUUGCUUUGCCGCACACACUCACACUACACACUGUGUGCUCGGAGCUGCCCAGACACUAUCGCAGGACAGGAGCGGCCACCCGGCCGCGAGGAUCGCGGGCGCUGCCUCCAGGGCUGCGAGGGCUGCGUGUGCGAAGCGGGCUUCGUGCUGAGCUGCGCCGGCGCCGCUGCCCGCCCUUCACUCCGCACACAGCCGCUGCUGCCGCUGCCACCUGGCGGCCAGAUGGCCUGCAAACCGGGCGGUUGCACAGCCUCUGUGGCGACUUCAACAGAUAACCUGCAGCAGCCGAGGCCUAGGCCUGCACUGCAUCCCUGCCCAGAUGCCAGCUGUCCAGCAGCCACUGAGGACAAGGGCCCAGACACAGCACCUGUGGCCUCCCGUGUGAGCCCAGCGGCCUGCUGGCGCCCUGCCACGCAUGCCUGCUGCUGGAGCCCAUCUUCCAGACCUCUGUGGUCAAAAUGGGCUGUGCCCUCAGGAACCACAAAGUGCUCUGUGGCCUGCCUGCAAGCCUGUGUGGCCGCCUGCCAGACGGCUGGUGCCAGUGUGCAGCCCUGGAGGGCGCCUGGCUUGUGUCCCCUUCAGCUGCCUUACGGAGGAAGUCUGUGGCAUCACAGAUGGACUCCUAGGCUCUACUGCAAGGUGCUGGUAGGGCCCAAGGGGGCCAUGGCCUUGCGGGCCUCCCCAGUGCUACGAGGACGCCUCCGCGUAGCCUCUGGGGACUACAACGAAUUGCGACGGAUGACCUGAUACUCCCUGGAGGACACCGGGGUGCCAGCCUGGUCGACGUGUCCCAAGCAUGCUGGACUUGGGGCUUCAACAGCUAGUGAGGCCCCUCCCUCUUCUACCCCCGGGUCCGACUCACAUCGGCAGAGGGCGCUACCAGCCCAGCUCCCUGCGCUACAGGCUGCCUUUAGGGGAUUGCAGCCCACACCAUCUCUCUAAGCUCGUCUUCCUACAGCACUGAGCUUGUAGUGCCGGCUAUGGCCCAACACUUCAGCGCCUGACAUCGUCCCUCUGUGCGUCCGCAGGGUUGGGACUCUCAACGCACACCCGCCCCGGGGGUGAGGACGCACGGA
Molecule: messenger RNA, 1154 nt
Organism: Vicugna pacos (alpaca)
Lineage: Eukaryota; Metazoa; Chordata; Mammalia; Artiodactyla; Camelidae
Source: RefSeq, a predicted model, not a curated record